CAGCGCUAUGGCAUUCAAGGCAUGCAUUACCGUCUUAGCUGCAAUGUAUGCGGUGCACGUUUUAUGCGGCGCUGAAGAGGACUCUGAAGAGCUGGGAGAAGUGUCAUAUGAAGACUGGUGCCCAUAUGAAACACUCAAUACCGGAGAGAACAGUUCUUUGGUACUCAACUGUACAACACCUUGUGGCCUCGUCCUGAACGACACCAUGCCCUGCGUGAAUGCCACAGACCCACCACUAAAUUUGCCAGCAUCAAAAUUACACGUGCACUGUUGGAUCCUGUCACAUGGUACAUGUCCUUCAAAACAACACAGUGAAGGUGGAUUGUUGGGCUAAUGCUGUUGAGAGCGAGGGGAGAAGAACUGUUGGAAAGGGCUUACUCGGUGCAGCUA
Molecule: messenger RNA, 390 nt
Organism: Rhipicephalus sanguineus (brown dog tick)
Lineage: Eukaryota; Metazoa; Arthropoda; Arachnida; Ixodida; Ixodidae
Exons: 6
Coding region: 8-334 (108 amino acids)
Source: RefSeq, a predicted model, not a curated record